Molecule: messenger RNA, 2093 nt
Organism: Phascolarctos cinereus (koala)
Lineage: Eukaryota; Metazoa; Chordata; Mammalia; Diprotodontia; Phascolarctidae
Source: RefSeq, a predicted model, not a curated record
AUGAGGAUCCCAUUGCACCCCGCCCAGUGCCCUCAGAGGUACCUCACCCAGGAUACUCCCCCCGACCCUUUGAGGAUGAGAUUGAUCCCUCAGAGACCUCCAGAUAACCCAGAGAGUCCUUGGAGGGACACUCCUCAGAACCUUGAGCCCACUCUGAACCAGGUGCGUCCAAUCCCCCUUGGAGUCGGGUCCCCCGUAACCAUUCAGAAGGACCCCAUACAAAGGGCCCUGAUCCUUGGAGGGCAUCCCCGACCCAAGAACCCUUUAGCCCUCAGAGGGGACCUCCGACUCCUCAGAGGAACCCCCAAACCUGAAGAAUCCCUGACCUCCAGAUGGAUCCCCAAACCAGAGGGACCCCUGACUCCUCAGAGAAACUCCUCAGACUCUAAAAGCUGGGACCCACCACCUCCCGGAGGGACCCCUAAACCAGAGGAACCCAGACCCUUAAAAGGGAUCCCGGAACCCCUCAAAACCCCUAAGCGAGAGAGAACCCCAACCCCUGGGACCUGGUACCAGAGACCUUCCGGAGGGACCCCCAAGCCAGAGAGAACCCCAACCCCUGGGACCUGGGCAAGCUCACCUCAGCCCUCUCCCUCCUUCUCCCCUACCCUCUCCUCACCCCGCAGCGGGCUCGCUCUUCCCUCCUGCCGAGGCCCGAGCCGGACCCGGAGCCGGGCCGCCACCACCGAGAUUGGAGCCGAGGCUGCUCCUCCCCCUCCCUCUUCCCCUCUGGCCCCUCCCACCGCCGCCACCGCCUCCUGCGCCCGCUCCCAGCCCGGAAGUGGCUCCAUGGACCCGCCGAGCCCUCGCUUAUCGCUCAGGCCCAGAGCUGCCAGCUCCGCGCAUGCUCAGGAAGCGACGCUGACGGACGCGCAGGGAGACCGGAGACAGAGCGCCCCCACCCGACCCCGAGAACCUAGAAAGCGCGAAGUGCUCCAUCUGGUGGCCAAGAGGAGGAACUGCACCCUCCACCUACUGGGACAUCCUCCGGGGGAGAGAAAGAGCUGCCAAAUCAAAAACACAGGUCUGGCCAUGUCACCUCAAGAAUCUUCAGUGGCUCCGUCCUUCCUCAAGGAUAAAGUGCAAGCUCCAACGUGUGGCUUGGAAAACCCUUCACAGUCUGGUCCCCGGGGGUGUUCCAGGCUCCUUAGUGAUCACCACAUUUCAAUCAAACUGGCCUGGUUGCUGUUUCCUUCGAGGCUCAGCAACUGAGACAUCUAUGUGGGUGUUUCCUGAUCCAUCCCUACUCCCUCGACACAAACACAGACAUAACUUCUUCCCCCUGAAAUUACUUUGCCUUUAUUUACCUGGGUCUCAGCUGUAUUCCUCAGAUUGACUAUAAGCUCCUUGAGGGCAGAGACCAACUUUUCACUUUGGAUUUUAUAUCCCUAGCACCUAGGACAGAGCUUCACAUAUAAAAAAUGUUUGUCAAGUUGUGUCUAAAUAACAGAGCUCGGAGGACAUAAUUUGAUUCCCUUGUAAAGAUGUUCUAGAUUAUGGAACAUUAAUUUAACUUGGGAUGAUUGUUUGUGUGGCUGUCACUUCUCUCUCCCUUUACCCCAGACCUGUGAGAUCGUAUUUCAGAUCUUACUUACCUAAAUUAGCUUAUUAUUCCAGGUGUUCUACGCUCCCAUCCUGCUAUCAUCUCCACUCCCAGUCCUGGAGGCUGAAGGUGCUAUAACAAAUCACUAAGUUUCACUGGGCCUUGCUUCACCCAGAGAUAAUCCCACGCCUCUAUCACCACCAUAGGGCAUCCUUCUCACUUCUGACAGUGAGGAGGAGGUAAAGAGCUACUCGGUUGGUACUGUGGCUCACUGCAAGUCCCACCUUGUUCCUAAACCCCGGGAGUAAGUUCAACCAACGCCCUGGAUUACAGAUCCCAAAAAGACAAGGUGAACCUCCCUCAAGAAUUCUGAGAUCGCUUUUUAUCAAAACAGAUAACCUUUUAUCAUUCCUUCACUCUUUGUAGAUUUGGUAUGGAGCCUUCAAGCCCCAAGCACAAGGUCUUGAUGACUCACAUUUGUGAGUUCAAAUCUAGCCUCAGACACUUACCGACUGUGUGACCCUGAGCAAGUCACUUCACCCUGUUUGCC